Laccaria bicolor S238N-H82 is the source of this 432-nucleotide messenger RNA. RefSeq lists its product as uncharacterized. The transcript is spliced from 4 exons. The record is from RefSeq and is a predicted model, not a curated record. Bases 53 to 277 code for a protein of 74 amino acids. NCBI's taxonomy places the organism in Eukaryota, Fungi, Basidiomycota, Agaricomycetes, Agaricales, Hydnangiaceae.
UUGUGUGUUUCUACCGAAUACCCUUGCAAUACCCCUCCAUUAAUCAGAUAAUAUGGGUAACGGUGCCAAAGCCGCCCAGAAGCGAGAGAGGAAUGCCGAUAAGGCUCCCAAAGGCUCAAAGAGUCAGGCCAAAGUGAACGAGUCUGCAAAGUCCAUAGUUUGCGGAACCUGCAAGCAGUCUUUUCUCGUUACCACUCGUGCACCAGCCCUAGAAGAACAUGCUCAAAAUAAGCACUCAAAGACAUUGUCGGACUGCUUCUCAGGUUUUGCAGCUUAAUGGUUGGUUUUUAUAGACAUCGGGGGGGAGGGGGGUGUCACGACAUCCCUGAUUAUGAACGAUGCAUUCAUUACGCCUUCUAUGGCGAGAGUCGUACUUUUGUCGAGGAAAUAAUGAUGCAGCUCGAAAGGCGAAUAUUGAAGUCUAGUCCUCUC